Messenger RNA from Scedosporium apiospermum, 1059 nucleotides. Its product is annotated as Deoxyribose-phosphate aldolase 2. The transcript is spliced from 3 exons. Lineage: Eukaryota; Fungi; Ascomycota; Sordariomycetes; Microascales; Microascaceae. The coding region runs from base 1 to 1059 and encodes 352 amino acids. The record is from RefSeq and is a predicted model, not a curated record.
AUGUCCCGAUUCGAACGAGCCAACAAGGUUAAUACAUCCAAGACUACACCUACGAAACCAAAGCGCAUAGACUCCAAGACUAACAUCAUCCAGAAGCGCAAGGUCGCUCACGAAGACGAGGAGCCCGGAAAGACAGCAUGGAAACCCUCCGCUAUGUUUACGCCCAUCGAGGGCGGUAGGCAAUGGACCCUUACCUUCUCCGCCGAUCAACAAAUCGCCAUUCCCGGCCGAAUAGGACGCGCUCUCGCGGUCUUCAACGUCGACGAGGUCAUCGUGUACGACGAUAGUCCUAGGGAGGAAAGGCCUAGGAGGGUCGAUCCCGCGAGCUACACCGCCGACACCGACCCCUGCCACUUCCUCUCACACGUCCUCUCGUACCUCGAGACGCCUCCUUUCAUGCGCAAGGCGCUGUUCCCGCUUCAUCAGAACCUCAGGCUAGCUGGGAAGCUCCCCAGCUUGGACAUGCCUCACCAUCCGCAUCCUAGGGAGUGGAUUCCUUACAGGGAGGGUGUGACCAUUUCGAGACCAAAGGGCAAGACUGGAACCCUCGUUGACGUCGGCCUCGACGAACCCGUAACAAUACAAGACUCAAUCCCCCCCAACACCCGCCUAACCCUCCACUUCCCCACCGAAACCACCCUCACCCCCGAAGCCGUCCACCCCUCCGCCCCGCGCACCGAAGGCGGCUACUACUGGGGCUUCAGCGUCCGGCGCAGCGCCUCCCUCUCCUCCGUCUUUACCGAGAGCCCCUACGAGGACGGCUACGACGUCAGUAUCGGCACCUCGGAGCGCGGGCAGACCGUCGACCGCGCCUUCCCGCCCGGCAAGAUCCCGGACUUCAAACACCUGCUCGUCGUGUUCGGGGGCCCCAAGGGCAUCGAGUACGCGGCGGGGAAUGAUGAGGAGUUAGGGAAGAUGCUGGAGGAGGGGACGAGGACGAGGGAGUUGUUUGAUUAUUGGAUUAAUGUUUUGCCGAGGCAGGGGAGUCGGACGAUAAGGACGGAUGAGGCGGUGUUUAUUGGGUUGACUGCUUUGGGGAGGUUGUUUGAGGAGGAGUGA